CAACCGUGCCUUCCAUGUCCAAAAGCUUCACGAGGCUCCUCCGGCCAACUUUUGUGACCUUUGACUCGGAGACACGACAUGCGAUCUGGCGUUAGAGCGCGCGCGAGGCGUGGCCCUGGCCGCAGACCCGUCACUUCCAACGGCACCGAACUCCUAAUGGCUGUUUGAGGAAUUAAAUAACCGAUUGUGUAAGAGACAAUACAAAAGAGAGGAUGGCAAAGCUGGAGACGUUUUCCAAGCCCCCGAAGGAGACCCAGAUCGUUGAUUCGGAGUCAGAUUCGGAGCAGGAUGACGGUUUGACUCACGCGGAAUCUGCCGGUUCCGGCACGAGCGCGGAGACGGUUCGGCGCGCGCAGGUGAUCCACAGCGGACACUUCAUGGUUUCCUCACCGCACAGUGAUCCAGUACCGCGCAGAAGCAGAAGUUAUUACGACUUCGACACGGUGAACAAGCCGCGCUUACAGACCUACAGCUUCGGGCCGUUCAGCUCCGGCAGACUGAGCAUCGACCCAACACUCACGCGCCUGUUCGAGUGCAUGACACUGGCCUAUAGCGGGAAGAUCGUGUCUCCUAAAUGGAAAUCCUUUAAAGGUCUGAGGCUGCUGUGGAGGGAUAAAAUCCGUCUGAAUAAUGGCAUCUGGAGAGCCUGGUUCAUUCAGUAUGUGGAGAAAAGGAAAAAUCCAGUGUGUGGGUUCGUCACUCCUUUGGAGGGGUCCGAGGCAGACGCCCAUCGCAAACCUGAGGCAAUUGUGCUGGAGGGCAGCUACUGGAAGAGACGGAUAGAAGUGGUGAUAAAAGAGUAUCACAAAUGGAGGAUUUACUACAAGAAGAGGAAACACAAAGAUCAUGUGCCUGUUCUUCAGACGACGACCAUCUGCAGGUCUGGCCUGGAGAAAUGGUCCGAUCAGAUGUACUCAGAGCCAGAACCUUCUCAGGAGGAGAUGUUUGACUUGGACUGCUUUCUAUCAGAUAUCUCAGACACUCUCUUCACCAUGACCCAGAAGCCAAACCCUUGGAGUGAGGAACGCCACAACACCUACACCAGCAAUGCUGAUAUGAUCCAGCCUGGUUUGACUCCACUUCAGCCCAGCUUGGACGAUCUCAUGGACAUUCCUGACAUCUUUGCAAGUUACCGUGGCCAUCCUCUGGUACAGAGUGGUUAUGCUGACUAUGAUUUAUUCGAGAGUUCAUCCAACGCACUUUUUCCCUCAACCCCAUCCACUAUGAUUAAUACACCCCUGAUACACACAGGAUCCCAAAUUUCACAGCCCAAUAUGACAGUCGAGAGCUUGCCGCAAUCCUCAGCAGACAGCAUACCCUGCCUUGGCUAUCCACGCCAACAUCUGACCCCUGAGAUGCCCUUAGAUACCAGCAGAAUGACCUCCAACCCCAAGUUCAAGAGUCAUUUAGAGUACAGCGAGUUCCAUCACUCCCCAGCCAUCCUCCCUGGCAUGGACUCAUACGGACAGUCCUACAGCGUUCCUAGCAUUGCCACUGGACCUUCAAACAUUUCCUCUGCCUCUAUGUCUCAGGAGAACCCUUACAUCUACCCAAGCACCUGCCUGAAAUACAGACACGCUUCAGGCAGCCAAUCGGGGGGCAACGAAGUAACCACACCCACUGUCAUCACACAUACAGGAUCCAUGAAUGUCAUAACACAAGAUCACCAAGACGGCCAAAGCUACGCUAUGCUAAACAUGCUGGACUACCAGCAGACGUCCGUAGCUCCGCCUAUGCCCAGCCAAGCCCACUGCUUCUCCAUGCCACAGCAGGUAGCCGUGGGCUCGGGCAGAGGAAAGCACAAGCAAAAAAUGGGAGGAGGUAAAAGGUUUCCCAUGGCGACGGCUGUGCCUGUUUCUGUGGCUCCACCCACACAGACUAGUUGCCUGGCCAAGCUCUUGUCCUCCAGCCCUCAAGAACGAAAACCGACAGUGGGUUUUGACCCUCCCUUUGUUGGGCUGAAAUCUCAUAGAACUUCUCCCAUCUUAGCAUCCACCAGCAGCAUGCCAGUGGACCAAAGAGGUUCACAGGUAUCCCAGCAUCCCCCUUGGCCCCCUGCCGAAGUGUCACUGCAGUGCCAGAUGCCCAUGAUGGUACAUUCCAAUGUCUCUCACAGCUCCAGCAUCUCAUCCCUCCUUGUCCCCAAAACUGAGAAACUCUCACCUGUCCAAAUCCACGUACCAGAAAGGACAAGUCUAACAGUAAGUUUUUCAGGAAACUUCGGCCCAACAUCCCCAACGAUCCUGCCAGAGAAAACGUCUGAUUCAUCACACACUUUAUCUGGAAUAACCAAGACAGAGCCCAAUAGGACGGACACAAGGCGAAUCACACACAUAUCCGCCGAGCAGAAGAGGAGGUUUAACAUCAAACUGGGUUUUGACACUUUACACAGUCUGGUGACAACAUUAAGCUCUCAGCCCAGCAUUAAGAUCAGUAAGGCCACUACGCUACAGAAGACAGCUGAGUACAUCAGUAAGAUGCAGCAGGAGAGAACACAGCUCCAUGAAGAGGCACAGAGGCUCCGAGAUGAGAUUCUAGCUCUCAACUCUGCCAUCAAUGUGUGUCAGCAGCAGCUUCCUGCCACCGGCGUCCCCAUCACCCGCCAGCGCUUCGAUCACAUGAGGGAAAGGUUUCGAGAAUACGUCCAGGCCCAGACCCUCCAGAAUUGGAAAUUCUGGAUCUUCAGUGUGAUCAUGGAGCCUCUGUUUGAGUCCUAUAACGUCAUGGUGUCUACAGCCAGUGUGGAGGAGAUGUGCCGCACCACGCUCGGUUGGCUGGACCAACACUGCUCCCUACCUGCCCUCAGACCCACUGUUCUGAGUUCACUCCGCUUGCUCAGCACCACCACAUCCAUCUUGACAGAUCCAAGUCUGGUUCCUGAGCAGGCCACUCAGGCAGUCACUCAGAGACAGCUGUCCCACAGCUGCAACCAAUGACCAAAGUGUUUUCUCUCUCUCUCCCUCUCUCUCUCUCUCUCUCUCUCUCUCUCUCUCUGUCUCUCUCUCUCACAAACAUGUCUGCAGCCAAUCAUGUCCCUGACAAAGCUACAACCAAUGAUAGAACUAAUAACAUCAACCUAUGGCUACAAACAAUGAUUAUUAAAAUUCAUUAUUAGAAGAUACACAAAACAACAUAUAUAAUGCCUCCAGCAUGCACAUACAGCCUCAAUAUACAUAUACGCUCACUGGUCACUUUAUUAGGAACACCUGUACACCUGUUUGUUCAUGCAAUUAUCCAAUCAGCCAAUCAUGUGGCAGCGGUGCAAUGCAUAAAAUCAUGCAGAUACAAGUCAAGAGCUUCAGGUACUUUAUGAAACACCAGAUUGGGGGAACAGAAACACAUGAAACACCAGAUUGGGGGAGCAUGUGAUCUCAGUGACCGUGGCAUGUUGCUGAUGCCAAACAGUCUGGAUUGAAUAUUUCAGAAAUUCCUGAUUUUUUGGGAUUUUUUUUUUUUUUUUUUUUUUUUUUUACACAUAACAGUCUCUAGAGUUUACACAGAAUGGUGCGAAAAACAAAAAACAUCCAGUGAGCGGCAGUUCUGCAGACACAGACACUUCGUUGGUGAGAGAGGUCAGAGGAGAAUGACCAGACUGCUUCAAAGUGACACGAAGGCUACAGUAACUCAAAUAGCCACUCUUUACAGCUGUAGUGAGCAGAAAAGCAUCUCAGAAUGCACAAGACAUCAAACCCAUGAUGCUUUUCUAAUAUUUUAGUUACUGUAGCCUUCCUGUCAGCAUGGUUAUUUUUACAUUCAGAAAUUGACGUUUUGUAUUUGUCAGUAAUUAAUACAUCAUUCAGUACAAUUCAGAUAAAAUUAAAAACUCCAAUAAAAUACUACUUGCAAUUUUCAGUGUUUAUCAUCUACAGAUAGCCUUUUGUUAUGAGUAGUCAGCAUAGAGCAUAGACUAUGUUUUUUAAACUCACCAUCAGGUUAAUUUGCUCAUGGGGGUUUCCCCAAAUCAUAUUUGCUUUCCUUUGGAGAAAAAUUGAAUAUACACAAAUUUUUUACCUAGUAAAAAUAUAGUCUGUUAGUCAAGACUGAUGUCUGAGUUUUGCUUCUAUAGGUAAAUUUUGCUAACGUGAAGGCUUAUGCCAACCAAUUAGCAUCAUUUAAGCUGCAUGCUGAAAUAAUCAAGACACCUAAUCUUAAAUCUUUGAUACACACACAUCCUAUUACUUACCAUUAUCUUAAUAAGUAAAGAAAAAUACAUCAUAUUCCUGAAAACAGUGUGAGCCAGAAUGAACGCAGAAGCAUCGAUUUUAAGUACACACUUCUGUUUUGUAAAAGGGUAAGUGUACAAAUUGUAAGACUCUGUUAGCCUCAAGCAUUUGUGCACUAAAUAUGUAUUGACUGGUGUCUUGAUUGAUUGACUACAUUUUGAAUGAAUUUGUGUAAAUUCUAUUACUUCCUCAACUAUUCCUUUAAGAAAAGACAAAAGUGUACUUGCUUUACCACCUUACAAUGACCUCAUACUGACAGUUUCAGGAAAUAUCAAUGACAAAAGCUUUUAACUGGUUAGUGAUUAUUAAAACAGGAACUACUUUUAGGUUUGGCUUUUUCUUCAUUUAGUUGCAGUUGAUUAAUCUGCCUGCUGGUUUCUGCCUUCAUUUCCUGUUUCUUCUCUGCAGGUUAUCCCAUCAAUUUUAUGGAAUGAGAAAGAAUAUUUGUAUUCAUGUUCAGUCUUUUAAAAGGGACUAAAUUUUUGUGCCUUGUUAUGUUUGUUACAAUUGUAUGUAAUCAAGCUUUUAUGGUCUCAGGUUAUUAAUGUGGUGCAAAUGUAUAACAGAAUGUUGCUCUUUAAAAUAAAGCACCAUUUGCCUUUG
Molecule: messenger RNA, 4826 nt
Organism: Pangasianodon hypophthalmus (striped catfish)
Lineage: Eukaryota; Metazoa; Chordata; Actinopteri; Siluriformes; Pangasiidae
Product: carbohydrate-responsive element-binding protein
Exons: 17
Coding region: 213-2936 (907 amino acids)
Biological process (GO): regulation of transcription by RNA polymerase II
Cellular component (GO): nucleus
Molecular function (GO): DNA-binding transcription factor activity, RNA polymerase II-specific; protein dimerization activity; RNA polymerase II cis-regulatory region sequence-specific DNA binding
Source: RefSeq, a predicted model, not a curated record